Exophiala mesophila is the source of this 1803-nucleotide messenger RNA. RefSeq lists its product as uncharacterized. Gene Ontology annotation, molecular function: zinc ion binding; DNA binding. Bases 1 to 1803 code for a protein of 600 amino acids. The transcript is spliced from 4 exons. Lineage: Eukaryota; Fungi; Ascomycota; Eurotiomycetes; Chaetothyriales; Herpotrichiellaceae. Gene Ontology annotation, biological process: DNA-templated transcription. The record is from RefSeq and is a predicted model, not a curated record.
AUGAGCCUCCUAACUGUAAUGGAAGAACAAAACGAUUUCCUCGGAUAUUGUCUUUUCGGGCGCUCCUUGAGACAGAGAAUCAUCGACAUGUACAACUUCCCUACCAGACCAGAGAACAAGGAUCGGAUAUGGCUUUGUAAGCUCUUGUGUCUGAUUGCAAUUGGGGAGAUAAACCAUCGGGAAGGAACUCGGCCCGACUCAGCUACGCACCCAAAUAGGUGGGUAGGCUCCGAACCCAGAGAUCAACCGACUAGCGUUCAGCCUCCAGGCCUUGAUUACUUCCAAGAUGCUGUCGAUCUGCUUCCAAAGAUGGACGAGGAGCCUACGCUGGAAUACGCCGAAGUUCUUUGUCUUUUCGCGUACUACUCAUACGCUUUGAACCGCCAGAGCGAGGCAUACAGGCAAAUCGGUCUGGCGCUUCGUACAUGCCUUGUCAUGGGCAUCCAUCACAGUCUGGCGGGAAAAUCCACGUUUCCACAUUCCAGCACCAAGUCCGUGGCUACUGCUCUAGAACGCGAGCGAGUAAAUCGCCUUUGGUGGACAGUCUACAUCCUGAAUAAACUGUUCAGCUCGAAAGCUGGCCUUCCUCUGGGGAUAUCGGAUUCUGAUAUUACAGCUGAACCUCCUGGUACAAUCUCACUCACCGAGGAAGAAGAUGCCGAGUUAUACCCAUGCCGAACGUUUGUAAUUAACGCAGAACUGGUGAAUCUUCGACACGAGAUGACGACAUCAUUAUAUGAGUAUUUGAGGAUACACGAUGUUGCAGACGACGAGUUGACUGAUCCCAAAGGUGGCCCAUUGGUAUGCAAGGUUCUCGAGUAUCAUUCUAAACUCGUCUACUGGGAACAUAACCUACCAGAAGAUCUGAAGAUAUGCAUUCAUCGAGACGGCAAGGUGUCAGGUCUGACAAGGAGAAUUGCUACCCUCUAUCUUUGCUACUAUCAGGUUGCCACCGUCGUGCUCCGACCCGUCUUUGACCUUGUAUUCAACCAGCUUCUGGCCAAGCUCAGUGAGCAGACAGGAAGCAAUCACGGCCUCGAAGAGGCGGAUCUAUGCUUGCCCUUGUCCCAGCAAGUUCAGAGGGUGUGCGAGCAAACUGUGGCUGAUGCGUGCAACAUGAUGAAGGUUUUAACGUGGCUGUCCGAUGAGGAUAUGAUCACAUCUUAUAAUUACUGGGACUGCAAUCAUGCCUUCUCGUCGGCCGUUACAAUUCUCAUGGCCGAGUUGAUGGAAAGAAUCGUGAAUGAGUCCAAGAUCCGACCGGUCCCACUGUUUCACGUCAACAAAGAUGCCACGCGGACGUCAUUGGAUCGCGCGACAAAGCUGCUUGAGUUUCAGGAAAGGCUGGGCAAUAUCCCAGCGAUAGAGUGCAUGCAACUACUGCGUGAUCUGCGGCUCAAGGUGGAUGGGUUCUUGCAGGUAUUGCAGGCGACGAAAACAUCAACUCCAUCAAGCUCGACGAGGGACGAUGGCGCCGCUGGAUUCGAGCUUGAUCUUUCUCGAAUCAACUCUAACCAGAGCUCGUCUCCCGCUGAGCGUGAUCAAGGACCUCUGGUGAUUCAACUGGCAGACAGUCCGCCUCGACCUAACACUUUCAUUACGUCAACAUCCACUGUUCCAACAUACGAUUUCAACCCGUCGCCCUUAUCCACGGCGCUCAUCAUGAACAAGGAUCUGAACAUUGAUUCGAAUGUGCAUCCUUUUGGGAAUCUUUCUUCGGAUUUUACAAGUUCUUUGUGGGACAGUCACGCUAGCCAUUUUGAGAUAUGGAAUGAUUUUGAGGAUCCUUUGGUGGGAGAGUGA